AUGAAUCAGCUGCCGUACUUCCUGCAGCCUGCCGCCCGUCGGCAACCUCGAUAUUCAAUUCGACCGUUCUACACCUCGUUGAUCCUGCUCUCGGUUCUUGCCAGUGCGAGCUGGCUCCUAAGCAUCACCGGGAAUAGGGAUGGACUGUUUAAACAGGCGGACCCCGCAGCAGGCAUCGGCCUGUUCAAGCGAGAGAGCGAACUAGAGUGCCGUUUAGUUCGCAAAGCCCAUGAUAAGUGUGCCUUCGUCCGCACCAAUUGUCCUGAUCACGAAGAUGGAUUGAUUUCCUACCUUCAGUUUUACUACUGUGGACUGGCCGAUGCCAAAUUAUUUGCGUUUAUAAUCUUGAUCGUCUGGUUGUCGUUGCUCUUUAGUACCAUCGGAAUCGCGGCCAGCGAUUUCUUGUGUAUCGAUCUGAGCACAUUGGCUAGUAUAUUGGGAAUGAGCGAGAGUCUCACAGGCGUCACUUUCCUCGCGUUUGGCAAUGGAAGUCCGGAUGUGUUCUCCACUUUCGCCGCCAUGCGAUCGAACAGUGGAAGUCUGGCAAUUGGUGAGCUGAUCGGGGCCGCCACGUUCAUUACCUCGGUGGUCGCGGGCUCUAUGGCCUUGGUUCGGCCAUUCAAGGUUGCCCGCAGAAGUUUUGUUCGAGACGUGGGGUUCUUCAUCGUGGCUGUUGUCUUCAGCAUGUUCAUGUUGGCAGACGGGAAACUCCACGCGUGGGAAUCAGCUACCAUGGUGGGCUUUUAUGCUUUCUAUGUCAUCACAGUGGUGAGUUGGCACUGGUUUCUCGUACGACGACGCCGAAGGAACGAGAGAGAUCUCGCGGCACGAUCCCAUUUCCAUAUUCCUGAUAACCAGGAGUUGGAAAUUGAAGAGACAGCCGAUGAUGAUGACCCGGGUGUAGCAUCGGAGUCGCGAAGCCUCCUUCGUGGCGCAUCAACUGAAGACUUUGAUCUUCUGGAGCGCACCGAGGCUGUUCCUGUUUGGAAAGAGGAAGAUGAUAACGAGGACGAUGAAGAUAACGAGGACGAUGAAACCCGGAAUCGAUACUUGGCUGAGAUUCGCGACAACAUGCACCUUCACCGGCCCAUGCGAUCGCGACGCAACACUAUGAACCCCAUCCGGCCAAGUCUGGUUGGUGCACUGGAGUUCCAGUCUGUGCUUCAUUCGCUGCAAAAGUCAAGAAGCACACAUCACAACCCAACCAUAAGCUUGAACAGCUAUUCGGAUGACGGCGAGCCUGAGUUCGAUAGACGCUCAAUAGCGUCACAUCCUCGUGCCAGUCGGCCAACCGGUACCAAUGAUCGACUCUCGCCUUCAAGUGCAGCAGGCUCAUCCCGAGUGCGAGCUGUAUCUGCUAAUGAUGCCGAGGGUCUGAAAUUAGACACUAGUGUCCUGGAGCCUCGGCAAAACCAAGGCCCACUUCUCACUGUAAGCAAGCCUUCUUUUGAGGAUACCCCAGGUCAGGACGCCAUGCAGGCGCGCCAGCUCCCUCGCCUCGAUAUUAGCAAUGCCCUGGCUGUGUCUCAGUCAUCUUCUGCCCACCAGUCGCCCAGUGCGAGCCCCCUCAUAGCAGAACCUCAGACCCCGGAUCGACUUGCCCCAUCGGACGCUUUUACUCCCCCAAAUUACCAAUCCCUAGGAGUACAGGAACGCUCUCCGAUGACAGUCUCGCCCAGAGGUACUGCAAGCCGUCGUCACUCUGGAUUUGGCCUGGAAAGUCCUUCGAUACCUUUCCCGUCCUAUACAGACUUGCCCUCCCUCACAUCCUCGCGAGCACCCAGCAUUCGACUUCCAUUCCCUACCAGUCCGUUAGAAAGGCUCCAUGUCCAGGACGACUAUGACCACUUUGCUCAUGUAGGCUCUCCUUUGCGGAAUUAUCUGAGAAAUCGGUGGCCUAACUCGAUUCCCUCCCCCAAACAGAUUGGCUGCACACUCUUCCCAACUUUGGCAGGCUGGAAAUCCAAAAACGUCUGGGAGCGAUUUCUUGGUAUAAUUGCAGCCCCCAGCGUGCUGCUUCUUACCAUUACAGUCCCAGUCAUUGAACCACAACCCCCGGAACCCAUGGAAGCAGACCCCAUUCCUUCUGUCGUCAUUCAAGACGUUGGAGAUGGACAAAACCCUCCUCCUCUCGUCAGACUUCCAGCCGAUAGUCCAAUCAUCUUACCCCAGGAACACGAAAACGGCGGACCUCAUUCUCCUGAUCUGCGCCCAACACAUCCCCACCGCAAGUACUCGUACGAACCCGCAGGACGCCCUCGCUGGGAUUCCGAACUACCGCCCGUGCCUGUAUCCGGCUCGACAGACCCCAUAGCCGCCAAAGACUGGAACCGCUGGCUGGUCUCAAUCCAACUUUUCACGGGUCCUUUCUUUGCCGUGCUGAUCUCCUGGACAACACUGGAUGAAGAGCUCAACCCACGCAACCUCAUCCUACCCACCCUCUUCUCCCUCCUCUUCUCAUCCAUCUGCCUUACAUUCCUCAUAAUCAGCACCCGUCGUCACCAAACCAGACGAACAAGCGCAGAAUUCACCCUCGAUCCACAACCACACACCCCAACCCUCCCACCCCAAUGGAGACCCUUCCUCUCCCUCCUCGGCUUCCUAGUCGCAAUCUCAUGGAUCGCCACAAUCGCCACCGAAGUCGUCUCCCUCCUCAAAACCCUAGGCGUUAUCCUCAACAUCUCAGACUCCUUACUAGGACUGACCGUCUUCGCAGUCGGCAAUUCCCUAGGUGAUCUAGUCGCCGAUAUAACAGUUGCCCGGCUUGGUUUCCCCGUUAUGGCUUUGAGUGCUUGCUUCGGUGGCCCAAUGCUCAAUAUCCUCCUGGGUAUCGGACUGGGUGGUCUAUAUAUGACUCUCAAUGGCAACCAGAGACAGGAUCAGGCCGUGCAGCUUCGAGACGCCGUUGCAAUCCAGGUUCCUUAUGAAAUUGCCAUCUCAAAGGUCCUUGUCAUCAGUGGUGCUACACUGUUGGCUAUCCUUGUUGGUCUAUUGGUUGUUGUCCCAUUAAACAACUGGAAAAUGGACCGCAGGAUAGGCUGGGGUCUUGUUGGUGUGUGGUGUGUAAGUACCCUGGGCAAUGUCAUUGCCGAAGUCCUCACUUGA
Molecule: messenger RNA, 3105 nt
Organism: Penicillium salamii
Lineage: Eukaryota; Fungi; Ascomycota; Eurotiomycetes; Eurotiales; Aspergillaceae
Source: the annotation of a GenBank genome assembly